AUGUCAGACAAUCCACCACAAGACCAGGGUCCAUCGCCUUCUCCUUCACCGUCACCCGGCAUGGCCUCACCAAUGUCUCUCGCCGACAACGAAGCAGCAGGCAGCGGCGCCGCAUCUCCAAACCUACCACUCACCAUGUCCGCUUCAGUUGUUCUCGCAGAUCUUCCUCGAGAUGCUAGCACUGCACUCGCCGCUGCGGGAAGCUUCAAGACGGACAAGAUCGUAGUGCGAUUCAAACCUGUGGGGUCUGCGCCGUCUUUGGCGCAGGAUGUUUGCAAGAUCAGUGCGACGAGACGCUUUGAAGAGGUUGUGAGGUACUUGAGGAAGAAGCUGAGGUGCAAAGAGACGGAUAGUGUCUUUUUGUACGUCAAUAGUGCGUUUGCGCCUUCUUUGGAUGAGGUUGUUGGGAAUUUACAUCAAUGCUUCAAAAACUCCCACGGCCAACUGGUUGUCGCCUACUCUCUAACGCCUGCCUUUGGAUGA
This is a messenger RNA of Fusarium coffeatum, 483 nucleotides long. RefSeq lists its product as uncharacterized. Lineage: Eukaryota; Fungi; Ascomycota; Sordariomycetes; Hypocreales; Nectriaceae. The record is from RefSeq and is a predicted model, not a curated record. Gene Ontology annotation, biological process: autophagosome assembly; nucleophagy; C-terminal protein lipidation. Gene Ontology annotation, cellular component: Atg12-Atg5-Atg16 complex; phagophore assembly site membrane; cytoplasm. Bases 1 to 483 code for a protein of 160 amino acids. The transcript is spliced from 2 exons.